Cotesia glomerata is the source of this 2259-nucleotide messenger RNA. RefSeq names its product piggyBac transposable element-derived protein 4-like. The record is from RefSeq and is a predicted model, not a curated record. Bases 450 to 2231 code for a protein of 593 amino acids. The transcript has 2 exons. NCBI's taxonomy places the organism in Eukaryota, Metazoa, Arthropoda, Insecta, Hymenoptera, Braconidae.
UAACCCUCAAGAGAAGCACUGGGUAUGGGAUACCCAGGUAUAAAUUAAAAAUAUUUCUCCUUCAGAAAUGGUUACAAUGAGAAGGUGACUUUACCUAGGGGAAAAAUCUCUACUAUCCCCACUACAGAUUCCCCACCAUAGUUAUCUUGAGAUGUGAAUACGGACUAAAAUAUAGGCGGCCGUAGUCAGUCUAUGGGUAUGCGCUACCCAGUGCUGUUGUAGCGUCAGUAUUUUGUUAUUUUAUCUGACUCAACGUUUUGCAUAAAAUUGUGUUUUUCAGUUCUUUUUUUGUAUUUAUAUAAUUAGAAUUCUAAAAUAUCUAUUUUAAAAGAAUUCUGAUCGAUAUUUUAUAUCAUCAGUCAGUUUUAUUAUAUAUAUUGCUUAGUUCAAGUGCAUUUUUUGGAGUAUUUACAUUGAAAUUUUACCGAUCGUGACAGUUUUUCCUCAAAAUGAAUACACGUUCUCGUACUCGCCGUGCGUCUGAAGUAAACGCAUUAUAUGAGGCUGCAGAUGUUUUUGACGACGAAGAAAGUGAAAGCGAGACUGAAUCAGUUUUUGAAGUGCAGCAUAAUGAGAGUGAUGAAGACGGAAGCGAAGAAGAGCAGGUAGAAGCUGUUGAAAGUAAGUCAUCAAGCAAUGAGUCUGAAUCAAUACCUAGUACAUCAGGCAAGAGGAAACGUGGUCGACCAAGCUAUCUGCGUGGCAAAAAUAAUUACAAAUGGUCUCUCAACAUACCUGAUAGACGGGGUAAGCGUGCUCAUACGGCAUAUACUGCAACUCCGAUAGGCCCAGCAAGCAGAGUUACGAGCCCAUUAGAAGCUUGGAAUGUGUUUUUUGAUGAAGAAAUUUUGAAAAUUAUUUUAAAAUAUACAAAUCAAGAAAUAACACGGAAAAUCGUAGAUUAUAAUAGAAGAAAUAUUCAAAUAAAAUCACAUCAUAAAGAAGUAGAUAUGGAUGAAUUGAAAGCCACUGUAGGAUUGUUAUAUUUUUCUGGUUUGCACAAAACAAAUCAUACUAGUGUAGAAUCUUUAUGGUCACCUUAUGGAAUGUCUCUUUUCAGAACCACAAUGGCUGUAAACAGAUUUAAAUUUAUAAUUUUAUGUAUUAGAUUUGAUGAUAAGAGUACACGAAAAGAAAGAAAAGCAGAUGACCCAUUUGCAAAUAUCAGAGAAAUUUGGGACAAAUUCAUAAACAAUUGCAAAAAUAAUUAUCAGCCUGAUUCUAAAUGUACAAUAGAUGAACAAUUGCUUUCUUUUCAUGGCAGAUGCCGUUUUAGAAUGUAUUUACCAGCUAAACCAGAUAAAUAUGGUCUCAAAGUUGUAACUUUGAAUGACUCUACAACACAUUAUUUAUUCAACGCUAUUCCUUAUUGUGGCGCAGUAACUGAUAAAGAUCGUAAUGAAUCAGUGCCAUCUUAUUAUGUCAGAAAAUUGUCAGAACCAAUUUACAAUACAGGUAGAAAUAUAACGUGUGAUAGAUGGUUCACAUCCAUUCCCAUAUGUGACAAAUUAUUAGAUGAAUACAAUUUAACAAUGGUUGGGACAAUUAAUAAAAAUAAACCAGAAAUUCCAGCUUCGUUUAAAAUUGUAAAACCCCAAGAUGAUAAAAUCCGGUUCGCAUAUAAUGAUAAGAAAAUUCUUGUUUCGUUUAAUCCUAAAGGCAAAAAGAUUGUAUUAUUAUUGUCUUCAUAUCAUCAUAGUGCUAGAAUCGAUUCAGACACUGGAAAGCCAGAAAUUGUAACAUUUUUUAAUAAGACAAAAGGAGGAAUUGAUAGUUUCGAUAAAAAAUGCCAUGAUUUUACGACUGCUCGAAAAACCCUGAGAUGGCCAAUGCGCUAUUUUUAUGGAAUGCUGGACCAAGCUAAUGUGAAUUCUUUCAUUAUUUAUAAUUUAAUAAGUAGUAAUAAAACGAUAACUCGGAAUGAUUAUAUUUUAGAUCUAUCUUUAUCUCUUAUUAAGCCAUUUUUGAUAAGAAGACUUCAACUGCCUACUUUACAAACGACAUUACGCUCACAAAUAGAAGCUUUCCUAGAUUAUAAAGAUUUACCUGAAACAGAAGACCCUAGAGAUUUGAUAGCUGACAAUAAACUAGAAAAAUAUAAGCGAUGUGGAUUUUGUCCCAGUUCAUUAGACCGAAAAACAUGUUAUAAGUGUUUAAAAUGUGAUAUUCCAAUGUGUAAAGAACAUACAGCCAAAAUUUGUGAAAAAUGUAGCUUGAAGUUAUAUUCUUAAUUUUUUGUAGCAUCAAUCCAUUUAAAAU